Penicillium chermesinum is the source of this 222-nucleotide messenger RNA. RefSeq lists its product as uncharacterized. The transcript has a single exon. The coding region runs from base 1 to 222 and encodes 73 amino acids. The record is from RefSeq and is a predicted model, not a curated record. Lineage: Eukaryota; Fungi; Ascomycota; Eurotiomycetes; Eurotiales; Aspergillaceae.
AUGUGUGAAGGACACGGCCUACACGGUGACGCUCCUUGCGACGAUGAUCUUGCGGAUCCUCGGCUUGCAGGCUGCCUCGACGAGGCUGUAUGUGCCCUGGGUGUAGGCACGGAGAGGCGUUGUCUGGCACCGACAUGUUGCACGCGUAGUCGGCCACACAGAUGUAGGCGUCCGCGCGAGGCGGGAGACCCUCCGGAAGGGCUCGCCCCCAGGGCCCGUUGA